Messenger RNA from Penicillium lagena, 1503 nucleotides. RefSeq lists its product as uncharacterized. The coding region runs from base 1 to 1503 and encodes 500 amino acids. The transcript has a single exon. Lineage: Eukaryota; Fungi; Ascomycota; Eurotiomycetes; Eurotiales; Aspergillaceae. The record is from RefSeq and is a predicted model, not a curated record.
AUGCCCUCCCGAACGUCCACCUACUCAGUCCGAAUGGCCCCGCCGGUACGACCUUCUCGGUCGCUCGAGGGCAUGGAGAAGGUCAUCCCUCCGACCAUGAAACAUCCCUUUGCACCCUCCCACUCCGAACUCUUCCUCAAUAAACCACUCCCCGCCAUGCCACUGCUGCCCGACCGGACAGAGGAAGAGCCCGCCGAGGGCGCCUUCUGGAGCGACUCGAGCGACGACAGCGAGACUGAAUCCACGGUCGACAGUGGCGGCGGACCCAGCGAGCCUCGCAGUUCCACGGAGUUAUAUCCCAUCCUCAUCAGCUCCGGAUCUAACGACUUUGUUGACUUGGUUGUCGAUCACCCGGUCCCAUCAUCUACUUCCGCCGAUCAUCUAGGCCCGCUCGAUCAUCAACCGGCUCCACGCUUCCUCACCCCAGAGUCUCGGGCAGACUCCACCGACUCGGACACUUCCUUCAUCCUUCAAGCACGCUCCAUCUCCGAAGUCCAGUACGGUCGCCCCGCGCACUGGCCGCAGCGCACUAAUCAUGGCACGAACCACUACUUUCGCGAGAAGAAAUGGGAUUUCUUCCCAGAGUUGGCCGACCCCUCAUCAGCCGCCGCCCAGCAGAACGGGCGUGGCACGCCGAGCCUGCGGAAUGGCAAAUCGGGCAAAAAGGACGGUCGGCUGAUUUCCCUCGACUUGAGCAAGGGCCGCCGCCAUCGCUGGAAAUCGCUCGACUCCCGUGCCCUGGGCGGUAUGCGCGACUCCAUCAAGACUUACGUCAGUCGUACCUUGUCCAAGGGCUCUGCGGAGGAUGCCCCCAGGCAACGGCCACCACUACCAUCGCCAUUACCAUCGCCGACGCGGCCGACUACCGCGCCCUUGGGGGGCUCACGACUCCCCAAGGACUCGUCGCCUCGCCAGUCGGAUGACGGGGGCGAACUGCUCAGCAACAAAGUCUUUGCGCCCGAGGAUUCUGGCGUUGAACUACGAACCAUGUCGGUGUCGACCAAAUCCAGCGUCGACAGCGACCUCGUAGUGAGCCCGAAGACCGACUUAUCGCCGCGACAGAAACAGCUGGCUAUUCCACAAUCGCCGUACCAGAAAUACGGGGCCACCGUCUGGGAGAAGGAGACGACCAAGUCAGGCAAGAGACGCUCCGUUCGCUUUCCGCAAUACACGAUAAAAACUUCUUCUUCUCCUCCCACAUCCCAUCAUCACCGCACCUCCGUGUCUACCACCCGAGCUUCUUUGUCGAGCCGCAAGAUGUCCGGGUCAUCUGCUACGCACCAUCCCUCGGCGUUGUUGUCACCCCCGCAGCGAAUGCAACACCAGGGGAACCGGCGGGGCGCCACCCGAACUCUCCAGGACGGGAAGAGCCAUCUGCUUGUUGCGACGAAGCGGAUCAUCCAGUCGAAGGAGGAUCGCCGGCGCGAACAACUCAAGGCCCAGAUUAAACACUUUGGUCCUCUCGGUGCGCACGGCUAUAGCACGGUGAACCAGUGGACCUAG